This is a messenger RNA of Harpegnathos saltator (Jerdon's jumping ant), 5099 nucleotides long. RefSeq lists its product as uncharacterized. Lineage: Eukaryota; Metazoa; Arthropoda; Insecta; Hymenoptera; Formicidae. The transcript has 23 exons. The annotation marks the transcript as partial. The record is from RefSeq and is a predicted model, not a curated record.
CACGAACGUACUCGAUUUUAUUACGUUAAUCCUUUUCCAGCUUACAAUGCAUCGAGAACUGAUUUAUCCAGGUGCAAAUUAUCUCAACUAGGAAGUGAGUAUAAAGGCUCCAUUGUGACGACUGUCGGUGGUUUCCGAUGUCAAUCGUGGGUCGCCGAGCAACCGCUUCAUAAAAUCCGUAGCGAUAUAACUGAUGCAGAUUUUCCGGAAAGAUCUAUGAAGUUGGCGAAAAAUUAUUGUAGAAAUCCUACCCGGGAUCUAAGAGGACCCUGGUGCUAUACGUUAGAACCUACAGUUAUGGAUGAUGAAUGUGAUGUUCCACUUUGCAAUUACGGAGAUUGCAUUAUUACGGGUCUAGGAGCCGAAUAUGGCGGGAGUCGAAGUUUCAGCUCUUCAAGAAGAAAAUGCAAGUCUUGGAACAAAAGAUAUAAACUUGGUAAUACAAAAAGUAUUAAAUUCCACAACAAACAUUUCCCAGAUGGGUCAAGGACAAAGGCAAACAAUUACUGUAGAAAUCCCGACGAUGAUAUUGGCGGUCCUUGGUGUUAUGUGGAAGAAAAAAGUUAUGAGUUAGUAGAAAAAGAACACUGUGAUAUUCCAUUUUGCGAUGACAGAGAUUGCUUAAUGUACUCCCGAAAUUCAUCAACCUAUUCUACAUUAACGGGUUUAAACAGCACUUAUGGGAACAUAUCCCUUUGGAUAAAACUCUGGAAUCCCCUUGAUGAGCAAAAUGCAGAAGCCAGGAUUUUAUUAAGUUUACUUCCAAUUCCGUCUUCUGCCGAGAAGAUUGCACAAGACUGGAAAGCUGGAGUAGAACUUUUUAUCUCAAACAGUGUCAGCGGUCAGACAUAUCCGGUUACUGAUAAUGGCCAGCUUUUUGAAGAUACGCCCGGGAUGCUGCUCAGUUCUAAAUGGACUGGUCUGUGGAUUACAUGGGGUGGUGGUUUCAUAUCGCUCGGGAUACACGGCAUAUCUAAACCUUUAAUCAUGGACGAGUACAGGUCGAAAAAUAAUAUUUCGAGUUUAUAUCCCGACAGUUUUCUGCACUACGGCGUUAUGGGCACCGGUGUAUUAUGGAGCACGGAGUUUUGUCAAAAUUAUUGCGAAAGUCACACCACUUUUGGAGAUGAGUUCUUGACUGUUUGGCCGAUGCAAAAGAGCAAUGAUACUCAGGAUGUGCGUUUUUACGUUCGAGCCAGCCGUGAUAUAAAAGUACGAUUGUAUCAGAGCCCUGGGGUACUCUUUCCUUGUUUCACGCUGGAAAUCAAACACAACGACAUUAUAUUUCUGUCGUAUCAGGAAACUGAGAGAGCAGUAAAGCAGUACCUGAAAGAAGUUAUAAUUAAGGGUUCGCUCGAUUAUUGGAUUUGGAAAAAAUUUACCAUCAGCAUCUUUGGCACACACUUGCGUCUAAUUUCGCAGCUUGUAUCUGAAAGCGAGGAGAUUUUGUUUGUAAAUCAUGACCUACUGGCUACCCUGCGUUGGUUCAGCGUCGCUAGUAAUCAAACUAUAGCACACUGGACAUUUUUCUGUCCACCCGAUGCAAUGGACGCCGUAGAAGAUCCUCAACCUCCGAACUGCAUUCAUAACUUCGCCGACUAUGAGUAUCGUGGAACUCAAUGGACGAGUGAAAGGGAACUUCCGUGUGUACCAUGGGUGGCGAAAGAGGUGCCGGAUAGCGAGAAGAUCGCCGAUAAUUUUGUCGAUAGAUCCAUCGCCAAAGUUUUAAACAGAUGUAGAAAUCCAACUAAUGAUCCUAGCGGACCUUAUUGUUACGCGGUUUCCACUCCACAUGCUACGGAUGUUAUAAAACGAUAUUGCACCGUUCGAAUUUGUAGAUCGUCAGAAUGUCGAAUGGCAGGAACUGCUAAUGAUUACAUAGGCACGCUAUCGACAACUCGUUCGGGUCGAACUUGCGCAAAGUGGUUGAGCGAUUACGAUCUCGAGCAGAUGCAAAAACCUAACGCAUCGUUGGCGGCAAGCGUCGCUUCCCCGAGUCCGGCUCGCGUGAGUCGUUCUUUGAUGGAGCAAAAUGUCUCAUCGGGAUCGUCACUGUUUACAAAAUCACCGUCGCUUCCGCCACCGAAAUUGUUGACGAAAUCGAGAUUUGCUGCUGUCAAACCUGUUCAUAGCGUCGACCGAGCGUAUUGGAAUGACAGUCUCUAUCCUGAACGUAGCGUUCGAAAUGCCAGCAACUAUUGCAGAGAUCCUUCGCGCAACAUCGCCGGUACCUGGUGUUACACGACGGAUCCAUUGGUCCCGCAAGAUCUGUGCGAUGUGAGAGAUUGCGAGAAGCCAGAGGAGUGUACGUUUUUCGUGAAAGGACACGGGAUCGGACGGCGUUUGUACGUUUUUCCGGAGCAUCGUACGGAGGGCUUGCAUUUUUCGUUAAAAGCAUGGGAACCCGACCGACCCGACUCCAUAACGUUCGUGUUCACCGCCGACGAUGGACUGAAAUCCCGUUACAUCCUCAAGAUCGGUGCUUUAGAUAAUGAGAAAGUUCUCCUCUAUUAUCAAUCAGAGGAAAAGGAAAUAGCUCUGGUGAAGAAGAAGACACUGCCGCAUUUAUUGUACCUUGGUAAAUGGAGUAGCUUCGUUAUUCGCAUACCUCGGGGACGCGUUCUCGUUUACUACGCUGGAGCGCCGGAUCCGCUCUUCGAAUGGGAACACCCCGAACCCGCCAAAGCCUUCUUACCGGUCUAUUAUUAUUAUAACAGCGAGAAAGGACACGCUAUAGGAGUCGCUUUCGAUUGCGCAUCAAGAUGUCACAUUGAGAACACGCAAACUGAUCGCUACACGAGAAUAUUACCGGUGUCGACCUGGUCUAAGGAAGACUUGGUCAGACCCAACAAGUUAACGCUAAUGAUACGCGCCGAAGGAGUCAUUUGGAUACCGUUACUUCUGUUGCCCGCGACACCGGGAUUUUACGCGCUCAUGCUCGGUAAGCAAGGCCGGUGGAUACAUUUCCUGAAGAACACAUAUCCCAGCGUGAAGGUUUAUCACAAGCAGAAAGCGCCAAUGCCGAUAUUUGCCAGCAAAUCUUGGACGAAUAUUACCAUAAAAUGGUCGGGAAGCACGAUUGACGUAUUUUGCAACGAGACGAUCGUGUUCCAUUACGUGCAUCGUCUACCACUCAUCUUCUACUUCUUCUCACUCGCCGUGGACGCGGGAAGUUGGGCUACGUGGAGCGCGAAUUGCAUGCCGUCAGAUAUCGAUGGUCCCCCUUUAGACGGCGGAUGGUCCGAAUGGGGACCGUGGGCGUGCAGUGCUAGCUGCAAUGGCGGCAUAGGAACCAGAAAACGAUACUGUAAUUCACCGGAGCCCAACGUGAAGGGUGAACCUUGUAUAGGACCUAGCAGUAUGACCGGUCGCUGCAAUAUGAUUCUCUGUGGUGAUAUAACCGACGAUACCGUGACUUUGAUUAAGAGGGCAAUCGCACAGAAUUAUACUGCACUUACCGUACACGAAGAUGAACCGAUAUCACUUCCUUCCGAUUUAAAUAUCGUGAGUGCCGUCAGAACCGAAUCGCCCGAUUCAGAAGUACAAUGGUCUCACAAUGGCAUUUUCCUCCAGGAAGAAGAGCACAGACUGGAAAUUAAAGAUUACGAAAUCAUAAUAAGCAGAGCGACGUUGAACGACUCGGGCGUGUAUACGCUGACAGUUCAUCGUAUAGACGGGACGUAUAUGAUAUUUAAAGUGGCGACUUUGGCAGUGGUCCCAAUGAAGGAAAGUGUCACUAUUCGCGAAACUCUCUCCAUGAACGUAAAGUGCCAUUGCAUUAUCCUUGGCUACGUGUAUUCCGACCUGAAGGUGUAUUGGACUAUCGAUGACAGAGUGUGGAAAGACUAUGGCGUCACGUUGCCCGUAGCUGCGAAUGUAGAUCACCUCCCAGCUGUAAAUAAAUCUCAUCACGGCACGUGGAAGUGCGUUGUGGAGCAAGUCGACCUAAAUUUCAAAUGGACAACAAAUAUGAUCCGCGUCAAAGUUCUCGGGCCUCCAAACUGGCGUACUUACUUAAUGGAGGAUAAAUUGACGCGGCCGAUCUUUGGCUGGAUGCCGAGCGAGGAAUUCGUUGCUUACGCAGCAUUGGCUAUGAUUCUGCUCCUGAUAUGCUGUAUUAUUAUAGGCUCCACGCUUUAUAUCAGAUUUCGAGAAAGUUUGAAAGUCAGUCCAGCCGCGGUCAAAGAGAAGAUGCGCACGGGAAAACUUAAGACAAAGGACAGAAAAAUCGCUGGAGUUUCUGCGUCCAUAGAAACGGGAAAUGAAAGUACAACGGACGAUACCGUGCAGCUUGAAAAAGCGCAUGGAGCAAAGGAUAACGAGCACCGUGCGAGAAAAUCGGAAAACUUCAAUCACGAUGCUAUGAAGUCACACCAAUCGAGAUCCAAAAGAGGAACUGCUUGGCCUCGCAGGCUGUUCAAGAACAAGUCCAAGUCGGGACGUGAAGGUUUGCUUAAAGAUAAAACAAAUUCUGCAACUAUAUUAUCACCCCAUUCCCCCCCCCCCCUUUCAUCGACUGCAACCCGAAUUGCAGAUUGGAGCAGCGAAACUAAAUCGACCGUCGACGAGACGUCGGAGAGAACGAACUUGAUCAGCGACAGCGACACCGCAUAAAUAAGCAAGAUCUCCAGCAUAAGGAUCAGGCAUGUGCGACAUCCGACACGCACAGGUGUCAUUUAUUUCGCAGAGAAUCGACGUACAGCUCUCUUCAAAUUCGCAGUGUCAAUCGAUAAUCUCUCGACGGCUGCGUACCCUCGAAUCGCUCGCGGUUUUGGUCGAAGCGGUCGAGCGAAGGAGACGACGCAUGGCAGACGCCAGUGCGAAUCAAACGAGAUGAAGGAAGGGUGAAUGAGAGAAAAAGGAGCUCCGAGAAAGAGAGCACGAGGGUCCACUCUGGGCCCGGAGGGCGGGAAGGAUUCGCUCUACGGGGAGGGAGAGUCGAUCGACGGGGAGUGAAGUUGCCAGCAGAUCGGUAGGACAGGCCUGAGGGAAGCGCAACAAAAACAGAGAAAAAGAAACGACGGAGGCUAUUUGCUGGAAGCGGUAGGGAGGGUGAGAGCGGCCGCGUCCUGGCUGGAUAGAGAGAGAGGGAGAGAGAG